Molecule: messenger RNA, 1939 nt
Organism: Sebastes umbrosus (honeycomb rockfish)
Lineage: Eukaryota; Metazoa; Chordata; Actinopteri; Perciformes; Sebastidae
Gene: alp3
Product: alkaline phosphatase 3
Exons: 11
Coding region: 1-1623 (540 amino acids)
Biological process (GO): dephosphorylation
Cellular component (GO): plasma membrane
Molecular function (GO): alkaline phosphatase activity
Source: RefSeq, a predicted model, not a curated record
AUGGAGUUGACAAGAGUGGCCAUCUCGGCUCUCUUUCUGCUGGUUGCAUUUGGAUCGUCUAGUGCCAAAGUUGAGGAGGAGAACCCGGAGUUCUGGAGGUCUCAGGCCCGGAAGACUUUGCAGUCAGCGUUGGACAGGAAGCUCAACACCAAUGUGGCCAAGAACAUCCUGUUUUUCCUCGGAGAUGGUAUGGGAAUCACAACCUACACGGCGGCCCGUAUCCUCAAGGGACAGCUGGAGAACCAGACAGGAGAGGAGACAGUGAUGACCAUGGACACCUUCCCUAACGUGGGACUAGCUAAGACCUACAGUGUGGACUUCCAGAUCCCAGACAGUGCAGCGACCGCCACAGCGUAUCUGUGUGGCGUGAAAACCAACCUGAACACCAUCGGAGUCAAUGCAGCGGCUCGCAACGGAGUCUGCAAGUCUCAGAAGGGCAACGAGGUCACGUCCAUCCUGAAGUGGGCCAAAGAUGCUGGCAAGUCUGUCGGCAUUGUAACAACCACGCGGGUGCAACACGCCACCCCAGCAACCAGCUACGCCCACAGCGCCAGCAGGAAGUGGUACAGUGACGCUGACAUGCCCGAUGGCGCCAAGAGGGACGGCUGCACCGACAUCGCCUCCCAGCUCCUCAAGAACACUGACAUAGAUGUGAUCAUCGGUGGUGGUAGAAAGUACAUGACCCCGAGGGGCACUAAGGACCCAGAAUACCCCAGAGAUUACUCCUCCAGGGGGAAAAGAAGAGACGGACGCAACCUCAUCGAGGAGUGGAAGAGCAUGAAAAUGGGAAAGGUCGCCCGCUACGUUUGGAAUAACACCGAUUUCAAUGCUGUUGACCCUGAAACCACUGACUACCUCAUGGCUCUGUUUGAACCUGGUGAUCUGCACUUCGAGGCGGAAAGGGACCCAAACAUGGACCCGUCCAUCGUAGAGACCACAGAAAAGGCCAUCCGCAUCCUCCAGAAAAACCCUAAAGGCUUCUUCCUGCUCGUAGAGGGUGGGCGUAUUGACCAGGCUCACCACGCUGGCCGGGCGUUCAUGGCGCUCCACGAGACGGUUGCUUUUGACUACGCCAUCGCCAAGGGCCUCGAACUCACCAAAGAGCAUGAAACUCUCACCAUCGUGAUGGCGGACCACUCCCACCCGUUUACCUUCAAUGGAUACCCAUUUCGAGGGCAGAGCAUUCUGGGUAAAUCUCCGCUGUGGGCUUCAGACUUCCUGCCUUAUACCACGCUGAUGUACGGCAACGGACCCGGACACAAGAUCAUCAACGGCACGCGUCCAGACAUCCGCAAUGUCAACACCAAAAACAAAGACUAUGUCCAGCAUGCUGCCGUCCCCACGCAGUCGGCCACCCACAGCGGGGAGGAUGUGGCGGUGCUCGCCCGCGGACCCAUGGCCCACCUCUUCCAGGGCGUCCACGAGCAGAACUACAUCGCCCACGCCAUGGCCUAUGCCUCCUGCGUGGGCGCCGACCUGAGGCACUGCUCGGGGCAAACUGAAGCACCUGUGGUUCACACCACCAUCACCGAAGACAAGAACGGAGCAGGGGCAGCUCGAAGCUCAGCAGCUCUGCUCAGUAGCCUCCUCAGUGUGCUGCUGGCUCUCACAGUGCUGAUGUAAGGUGCUUUUUCCUCAGUGAACCCUAAUGAUCUCACUCCACUUGCCACAUCAGGGAGGUCAGAGGUCAUAGAGGAGUGAGCAGGGAUUUGCUCUAGCAGGGUGGAUGUGAAGCCCUGAACCAGGUUUUGUUGCAUCUUGUUAAGACAAAGAAAAUCUGAUUAUUAAUAGUCACAAACUAAGAUAAAAAGUUUUCCUGGUCUUACAACGGCAGAAACAAGUAACUGUUUAAGUCUAAAUACAAAAUGUAUUGAUCCCAACAUAAUAAGAACCUACUGAAUGUAAAUUCAUCUUGUUUUUAAUUUGGCAGUUUAUUGAA